CUUCUGGCUGCUCUCGCUAGCAUCCGCUGGUACAUCAGAGAUUCCUACAAGGUUGAUGGCUUCAACCAGAAGCAUGUGUUCAUCACAGGCUGUGACAGCGGCUUCGGGAAUCUGCUGGCUCGGCAGCUGGAUGGAAAAGGCUUCCACGUCAUAGCUGCAUGUCUCACAGAGAAAGGAGCAGCAGAUUUGGCAGCAGCGACCUCCUCCAGACUGAAGACCCUCCUGCUGGAUGUUACAGACAGUACCAGCAUCAGGAGAGCGGUGGAGUUUGUGAGCAAAGAGGUCGGAGAGCGAGGUGAGGCGGGCGGACAGCGGCAGGGGGUACACACUGAUAGGGUGCCAGUCACA
Molecule: messenger RNA, 348 nt
Organism: Plectropomus leopardus (leopard coralgrouper)
Lineage: Eukaryota; Metazoa; Chordata; Actinopteri; Perciformes; Serranidae
Source: RefSeq, a predicted model, not a curated record